UGGUGUUUGUUUAUUAAGGAGCAUUGGAGCACUUUUAUAGUUGAAGAGGAUUUCAAGUUCAUAGCUAGUAAUGGAUUAAAUGCAGUUAGAAUUCCAGUGGGUUGGUGGAUAGCAAGUGACCCAACUCCACCAUGGCCUUACGUUGGAGGUUCAUUGCACUCACUAGACAGUGCUUUCUCAUGGGCCCAAAAAUAUGGAUUGAAAAUCAUUAUUGAUCUUCAUGCUGCACCUGGUUCUCAAAAUGGUUUUCAACAUAGCUCGACAAGAGACGGAUCACAAGAAUGGGGAAAAUCAGAUGAAAACAUCCAACAAACAGUUGAUGUUAUAAGUUUCCUAACUGCAAGGUAUGCAAAAAGCCCUAGCCUAUAUGCAGUUGAGCUCUUAAACGAGCCACUGUCUCCUGGUGUGACACUAGAGAUCUUGAACAAAUAUUAUAAAGCUGGUUAUGAUGUGGUGCGGAAACACUCGAACACGGCUUAUGUGGUUAUGUCGAAUAUACUUGGACCAUCAGAGCACAAGGAACUCUUUCCUCUUGCUAAUGGUUUUACGCGGUCCGUGAUUGAUGUCCAUUACUACAACAUUUUUGAUGAUUCGUUCGAAAACAUGACUGCCCAACAGAACAUUGAUUUUAUUUACAACAACCGCUCAUCAGAUUUGAAUUUUAUUACAACAUCAUAUGGUCCUCUUACUUUUGUUGGCGAAUGGGUUUCUGAUUGGCGAGUUAAGAAUGCUACGAAAGAAGACUUCCAGAGAUUUGGCAAGGCCCAAAUUGAUGUUUUCGGUCGAGCAACAUUUGGUUGGGCUUACUGGGCUUUUAAGAAUGCAAACCUGCAUUGGAGCCUUGAGUGGAUGAUUAAUAAUGGUUACAUAAAGCUUUAGAAAGCUGUUUCUAUAUCGCAAAAUAAUAAAGUUAGAUUCAACUUAGUUUUGGGACUUGUAGUUCACUGUGGUUUUUUUUAUAGGUUAUUUGUGAUCUACUUGGUGACAAUAUUGAUCAUACAUAUGUUAAGUCUCAGAGUUUAUGUUCUUCAUCCAUAACAGAAGAAACAAAUAGAUUGUUUCAUGAAGAAGAUUGAAAAUAGUGAUCCUUACUAGAAAUGUAUAAUUCGACUGUUAGAGAAUGUGUCUAAAUGCCUUUUCUUAUCACGGAUACAGAUAGUAUCUAUGUGAAAAAUAUUUUACUUCUAUAGACUAAGAAUGGAACGAUAUUCACGGUUCAAU
Vicia villosa (hairy vetch) is the source of this 1221-nucleotide messenger RNA. RefSeq names its product glucan 1,3-beta-glucosidase-like. The annotation marks the transcript as partial. NCBI's taxonomy places the organism in Eukaryota, Viridiplantae, Streptophyta, Magnoliopsida, Fabales, Fabaceae. Gene Ontology annotation, cellular component: cytoplasm; actin cytoskeleton. The record is from RefSeq and is a predicted model, not a curated record. Gene Ontology annotation, molecular function: actin filament binding; hydrolase activity, hydrolyzing O-glycosyl compounds. The transcript has 4 exons. Gene Ontology annotation, biological process: cell migration; actin filament bundle assembly; establishment or maintenance of cell polarity.